AUGAAUGACCCCUGCUGGCCGGCCCCCUCUGCCCACAGUGACGGCCUGUUUCAGACUCGCGAGGCUGCUGGAUCGCCGACCAGCCCGCCGGCUGUGCAGUCGCCGAGGUACAGCCUGUUCCCUGGCACCUCCCCGCCGGCGCCUGCCGUCAGCCGAGCGCGUGUGGAGCAGAGGGUGGUUUAUCCCCAGCCCAAGGCGCUAAUACCCUCGAGGAAGGACGUGCUCGUCCUGACCCCUUGGUUGGCCCCCAUCGUCUGGGAGGGGACCUUCAACGUGGACCUCCUGAACCAGCAGUUCCGGCUCCGGAACGUCACCAUCGGGCUGACCGUGUUUGCCAUCAAGAAGUACGUGGUCUUCCUGAAGCUGUUCCUGGAGACGGCGGAGGAGCACUUCAUGGUGGGACACCCGGUCAACUACUACAUCUUCACCGACCGGCCCGCCGACGUGCCGCGAGUGCCCCUGCGGGACGGCCGCCGCGUGGUGGUCCUCCAGGUCCCCGCGGCCAAGCGCUGGCAGGAUGUGUCCAUGCGCCGCAUGGAGAUGCUCAGCAGCUUCUGCGAGCAGCGCUUCCGGCACGAGGUGGACUUCCUGGUGUGCACGGACGUGGACAUGCGCUUCCGCGACCACGUGGGCGUGGAGAUCCUGUCCUCGCUCUUCGGCACCCUGCAUCCCGGCUUCUACCAGGCCUCCCGCGAGGCCUUCACCUACGAGCGCAGGCCGCAGUCCCAGGCCUACAUCCCCCGGGACCAGGGAGACUUUUACUACCUGGGGGGCUUCUUCGGGGGCUCGGUGUCCGAGGUUCACCAGCUCACCACAGCCUGUCACCAGGCCAUGAUGGCGGACUGGGCCAGCGGCAUCGAGGCCGUCUGGCACGACGAGAGCCACCUGAACAAGUACCUGCUGGACCACAAGCCCACCAAGGUGCUGUCCCCGGAGUACCUGUGGGACGAGUCGCUGCUAGGCUGGCCACCCGUCCUGAAGAAGCUGCGGUUCGUGGCCGUUCCCAAGAACCACCAGGAGAUCCGCAACCGCUGAGGGGCGCGGGGAAGGGCGGAGGGAGGGCGCGGGGGCCGCCUGGGACGGAGCCUU
Pteronotus mesoamericanus is the source of this 1089-nucleotide messenger RNA. RefSeq names its product ABO, alpha 1-3-N-acetylgalactosaminyltransferase and alpha 1-3-galactosyltransferase (gene ABO). NCBI's taxonomy places the organism in Eukaryota, Metazoa, Chordata, Mammalia, Chiroptera, Mormoopidae. Gene Ontology annotation, molecular function: glycoprotein-fucosylgalactoside alpha-N-acetylgalactosaminyltransferase activity. Gene Ontology annotation, biological process: carbohydrate metabolic process. The transcript is spliced from 5 exons. Gene Ontology annotation, cellular component: vesicle; membrane; Golgi apparatus. The record is from RefSeq and is a predicted model, not a curated record. Bases 1 to 1035 code for a protein of 344 amino acids.